Messenger RNA from Monascus purpureus, 2736 nucleotides. The record is from the annotation of a GenBank genome assembly. NCBI's taxonomy places the organism in Eukaryota, Fungi, Ascomycota, Eurotiomycetes, Eurotiales, Aspergillaceae.
CGCACGUCCGGCCACUGUGGAGCCUUCGAGAAGUGUCGCGAUGCUGCCGGAACUGAACAUAUAAUGCAGUCAUGCGUCAUUGAUAUAUAGGCCGUCUCCCCCGAGGCCAUUCAGUCUGUAUUUGGAGGCUGCUGCUUUCUUGUAACUAUCGACGACCAUGGCGUCAAGAUCAUUACUCAAUCGAACUCGGCUACUCCGGGCACCGAGCUUACCAUCAUCAAGCCGACUACUCUCCCCUACCAAAAUAUUACGAUUCCCAGCGCAUUCGCCAGCAAUUCCUGCGCUGACCGCUGGAUUCCGAGCCGUCCCAGUCCGCAACUAUGCAAACGGCCGACCUCACCCUCCAGGCGGCACUCACCGCAUGAACCUGGGAGGAGAACCUGAGAAGUCGGCGUUGGAACAAUACGGCAUCGAUCUCACUGCUCGAGCUAAGGCUGGAAAACUCGACCCAGUUAUCGGAAGAGACUCCGAAAUCCAUCGAACAAUCCAGGUGCUGUCGAGGCGAACGAAGAACAAUCCUGUUCUUAUCGGUGCUGCGGGUACUGGUAAGACAGCUAUUUUGGAGGGACUGGCACAGAGGAUUGUGCAGGGAGACGUCCCCGAGAGCAUCAAAAACAAGCGUGUCAUCGCCUUAGACCUCGGUUCACUUAUUGCAGGUGCAAAAUUCAGAGGUGAUUUCGAAGAGCGUUUGAAAGCCGUUCUCAAAGAGGUCGAGGAUGCUCAAGGCGGCAUCAUUCUCUUUGUCGACGAGCUUCAUACUCUUCUCGGCCUGGGAAAGGCUGAGGGGAGCAUCGAUGCUAGCAACCUCCUGAAGCCUGCCCUGUCUAGAGGCGAGCUGCAAUGUUGUGGUGCUACGACUCUCAAUGAGUACAGACUGAUCGAGAAGGAUGUCGCCCUUGCCCGACGGUUCCAACCCAUUCAAGUCGGUGAGCCGUCAGUUCCCUCCACGAUCUCAAUCCUACGUGGUAUCAAGGAGAAGUACGAAGUCCAUCAUGGUGUUAGAAUUACGGAUGCGGCUCUUGUCGCUGCUGCAACAUACAGCAAUCGUUAUAUUACAGACCGUUUUCUUCCCGACAAAGCCAUUGACCUGGUGGAUGAGGCAGCAUCAGCACUCCGGUUGCAACAGGAGUCGAAACCCGAUGUUAUUCGCGAACUAGACCGCGAUAUUACGACCAUCCAAAUUGAGCUCGAAUCUCUCCGCAAAGAGACAGACAUUGCAAGCCGUGAACGCCGCGAAAAACUCGAAGAGACGUUAAAGGGCAAAUGGGAGGAAUCUAAAAAACUAACCGAAGUUUGGGAGAAGGAGAAGUCAGAAAUCGAAGCUCUUAAACGGACGAAAGAGGAAUUGGAGCGUGCGCGGUUUGAGCUUGCACGAGCGCAGCGAGAGGGGAAUUUCGCUAAGGCUGGAGAAUUGAGGUACUCCACGAUCCCUACCCUCGAGGGCAAAUUACCAAAAGAAGGGGAAGAACAGGGUGAUCGCCAAGGCUUGAUCCAUGAUUCUGUCACAGCUGAUGACAUUGCUAAUGUCGUCUCCCGCACGACCGGCAUUCCAGUUAAUAAGCUUAUGGCCGGUGAAGUGGAGAAGUUAAUCCACAUGGAGGAGACGUUGCGACAGUCUGUCCGUGGACAGGAUGAGGCGCUCUCCGCGGUUGCAAAUGCGGUACGGAUGCAAAGAGCUGGUCUUAGUGGCGAAAACCGGCCCUUGGCGUCGUUCAUGUUCCUUGGACCUACUGGUGUUGGAAAAACAGAGCUUUGCAAGAGAAUGGCAGAGUUCCUAUUUUCUACCGAGACUGCUGUCGUGAGAUUUGACAUGAGUGAAUUCCAAGAGAAGCACACGAUUAGCCGUCUAAUUGGUUCCCCUGCGGGUUAUGUUGGAUAUGACGAUGCUGGCCAGCUCACUGAGGCUGUGAGACGCAAGCCGUAUGCUGUUCUCUUGUUUGAUGAAUUCGAGAAAGCACAUCGUGAUAUCUCUGCCCUAUUACUUCAAGUUCUCGACGAAGGUUUCCUUACAGAUGCUCAGGGACACAAAGUCGACUUCCGGAAUACCCUUAUUGUCCUGACGUCCAAUCUCGGAGCCGAUAUCCUUGUGGGCGAAGACCCGUUGCACAAGAUUAGUGACUCGGGGUCCGGAGAGCUGUCCGCGGACGUCAAGAGCGCGGUCAUGGACGUGGUGCAAGGCGCGUAUCCUCCGGAAUUUCUCAAUCGGAUCGACGAGUUCAUCAUCUUCAAAAGACUUUCUCGGGAAGCUCUCAGGGAUAUUGUCGACAUCAGACUCAGGGAGCUUCAAUCGAGGCUGGAUGAUCGUCGGAUGACUCUGAAGGUAGAUGAUGAGAUCAAGGGUUGGCUCUGCGAGAGGGGCUAUGACCCGAAGUAUGGUGCUCGACCACUCAACCGUUUAAUCGCGAAGGAGAUUGGAAACAGACUGGCUGAUAAGAUCAUCCGUGGAGAAAUCACUUCCGGGCAAUCUAUCCACGUCUGUUUCAAUGCAGACAAGACUGGACUUGAAGUUUCAGCGGAGGCAUAAGGCUGUCUAGGCAGCUAGUGAAUGGUGUUUAAUAUUGCAUAUCUUUUGGGUAUAUCGGGCUUGGAGUUUAUGGGGUGUGGGGUAUGGGGGCAUGUUAUUCUGUAAACUGGGGUCUCAAUCUUGCAUAUGAAUCUCCUCUCAUGUAUACAUAUAGAUGCCACUAUACAGACUUUCUAUGAGACUUUCCUCUUCUGGAAGCCACCACUUUAAGA